AUGUUUGGAAGACAGUGGAGCUACCUCCUCAAAAUCGUUCAAGACUCAUCGGCUUGCGUAUCCCUUGUCAUCAACAGUUUCCUGAUUUUCAUGAUUCUUACAAAAUCCCCAAAACAACUUGGCGCCUACCGUUACUUGAUGAUCUACAUUUCCGUUUUUGAAAUGUUCUAUUCCAUCAUCGACCUGGUGAUCGAUCCACAACACUAUUCGCAUGGUCCAACAUUCCUGGUGAUCGUUGAGAUUAAGGACAAACUUUUGCCUCCUGCAGGUCUCACUGUGCUCAAUACGUUCUACUGGGGCUGCUUUGGCGCAUCGAUGGCGGUUUUUGCCGUGCAUUUUGUGUAUCGUUGGCUUGUUGUAACCGAUUUGUCGUAAACUUUUGAUUUCUGAACAAAAUAAUUUUCAUACAUCGGCUUCUGGAAACAUUCAACGGCUGGAGAAUCUGGUUUUGGUUCUCAAUUCCAAUGUGGUACGGUGUAACCUGGAUUUUCACUGGAUACGUGCUGGCGGGACCAAAUGAAUUUACCAGUCGAUUUAUCAGUGCCAACAUCAAAGAAGUGCUAGAUUUGGAAUUCGACGACUACGUCUACUUGGGGCCAUUUCUCUAUGAUAAAACGGGAAAUGGAACCGCAAUUGUUCAUAUCAAACCGUUUAUUGGGUUGGGCAUCAUAUCGGGAACAAUUGUUUCAUCCAUUAUCAUUGUGCUAACAUUUGGAAUUCUUUGCUACCGAAGACUGAACGCAAUUGUGGUUACCACAAUGAACUCGGCAAAUCUGAAAAAUCUUCAAAGACAACUCUUCUAUGCACUCGUCAUUCAAACCUUGGUACCGUUCCUUCUGAUGCACAUCCCAGUCGGUAUCAUGUUUGCAUUCGUCUUUCUCGACAUUGACUUGGGAGUGUACAGUGCAAUCGUCUCAAUGACGAUUGCAAUUUACCCGGCUGUGGAUCCAAUUCCAACCUUGGUUAUUGUAGAAAACUACAGAAAAACUUUAAUUCAUUACCUUCGUUGUUGCAAAAAACCAACAGAAGUUGCCGCAACAGUCAUUGAGCCAACAAGAUUUCCGACAACCGUCACUACACAAGUUAACCAAAACCUUCAGUAG
Molecule: messenger RNA, 1103 nt
Organism: Caenorhabditis elegans
Lineage: Eukaryota; Metazoa; Nematoda; Chromadorea; Rhabditida; Rhabditidae
Source: the annotation of a RefSeq genome assembly